This is a messenger RNA of Impatiens glandulifera, 1769 nucleotides long. RefSeq names its product transcription factor bHLH10-like. The transcript is spliced from 4 exons. NCBI's taxonomy places the organism in Eukaryota, Viridiplantae, Streptophyta, Magnoliopsida, Ericales, Balsaminaceae. The coding region runs from base 175 to 1608 and encodes 477 amino acids. Gene Ontology annotation, molecular function: protein dimerization activity. The record is from RefSeq and is a predicted model, not a curated record. Gene Ontology annotation, biological process: anther wall tapetum development; regulation of DNA-templated transcription.
GUAACAAACUUCCUUCCUUUGGUUAAAAAGCAUAUAGCCAAAAUAUCAAAUCUUUAUUCUUUCUUCAUCUUCUUCAUCUCCUUCUUCCUUAUAAAAAAACCCUUUUUACAGCAGACAGAAACCCAGAAAGAUAGGAGAGAGAUACCCAAAGAACAAAGUAGAAAAAAAGACAGAAUGUAUGUAGAGAGCGGCUGUUUUGAUUCAAUGGAGACGGUGGGUUCAUCUCAAACUGCUCCAAAUGGUGAAUCUGCAUUAAUUUCCAUGGAUGAUAUCUCAUUUCAUCAUCACCAUCAUCAUCAAACGUCUCCUCCAGGAGUUGAAGAAGAAGAAGAUGUCAUUAAUGGAUGUUCUGGAGCUGUUUCAGCUGCUAUGGCGGAUUUUCAUCAGCGUCUUGGAUUGGAGAUGGAUCAUUGCUACAACCAUCAUCCCAUCAAUGGAAAUAAUCUCGAUGGGAAUCAUUUGGGUACUACUGAUGAAACGCAAAACCAGGUUCUAUUCUAUGACGAUCAUCAAUCUAAUAAUUGGGAUCCUAAUAAUGUUAACACCAUUGAAACGCAAGAUCCUAAUAAUAACAUAUUGUAUUACCAAAAUCAUCAUCUCGAAAACCCAAAUUCGUAUCUAGGCGCUAAUCCAUCUGAUCUUCUCAAUCUUCUUCAGCUACCAAACUCCCCUGCCCCUUCCUCUUUCUUUCCCAAUUCGUCAAUCUCCUUCCUGAAAACCGCGAUUACAGGGGAUUUUCCAGAUGGAACUCAGAACGUUAUGUAUGAUCCUCUGUUCCAUUUAAACCUAUCCCCACAACCUCCUUUUUUCAGGGAUUUGUUUCAGUCUGUACCUCAUGGUGGUGGUGGGUCUUUGGUUGAUCAUGGAAUUACAACUGGAGGUGGGUUUCAAGAUGGAGAUGGAAGGCAUUUUGAUAAUGGUGUUCUUGAGUUCAGUAGAGAAAUGAAGAGGGUUAUUAAAGGUAAAAACAACAAUGGCAAAGGAAGAACCACUCAUUUUCCAACAGAGAAACAAAGGAGAGAACAUCUGAGCAAGAAAUAUGAUGCUCUCAAGAAUCUGGUACCCAACCCAACUAAGAGUGAUAGAGCAUCAAUUGUUGGAGAUGCAAUAGAUUACAUCAAGGAAUUAUUGAGGACAGUUGAUGAAUUAAAGCUGCUGGUUGAGAGGAAAAGAUGUGGUCGAGAGAGAAACAAGAGACAGAAGAAAUCAGAAGAUCAUAUUAAUGAUGCAGAGCAAAGUAAUAGCUCGAUGAUCAUGAAAACUGAUCAGUCCUACAGUAACAAUGGCCCUAAUUCACUUAGAAGUUCUUGGCUCCAGAGGAAGACAAAGGACACUGAAGUUGAUGUUCGAAUCAUAGAUGAUGAAGUCACCAUUAAGCUUGCUCAAAGGAAGAAGAUCAACUGUCUUUUGAUAGUUUCAAAGGUUCUAGAUGAUUUUCAGCUCGAUAUUCAUCAUGUUGCAGGUGGCCUAGUUGGCGAUAACUACAGUUUUCUCCUUAACAGCAAGAUUUGUGAAGAUUCUUGUGUUUAUGCAAGUGCAAUUGCUAACAAGCUUAUUGAAGUGGUUGAUAAACAGUAUGCUGCAAUUCCACCAGGUAAUGGCUAUUAGGUUGGAUGGAGAAUAUGAACUUUAAAUCUUACUUGGUUUUAAUUCUAGGGUUAUAAAAUAUAAUAUGUAAUUGUAGUUCUUGAUGAUUAUAUAUAGAUAUUGAGUAUUAUUACUCAUCUUAAUUACUACUUUGGGUUAUUACUAAAGAUUCAUUUUUUAUU